CCGGGCUUCGCGGUGCCGUAGCUGAGAAAGAUCGAACCCACAAGACCCACCAUUUUCUUGAAACGAAGCUCACAUUGUGAGAAGAGUGGGACGCACCCUUCAUUUGCGUUCUCUCUCUCUCUCUCUCUAUCUCUAACCAAGCAUCAUGCUCUCUCUGCUCCUCUCUCUCCUCUUCUCCCUCUCCUUCGUCCACCGCCAUCCCCAUGUCCGCUCGUCGCCCCUCUCGGAGCUCGAUGCUCUCAUGGCCCUCAAGGCCUCCCUGGACCCGGACGGCCAGGUCCUGACGUCGUGGGCCCGGGGCUCCGACCCGUGCGCCGGCGGGUCCUUCGACGGGGUGGCGUGCGACGGGCGCGGCCGCGUCGCGAACAUAUCGCUGCAGGGGAAGGGCCUGAGCGGGAGGAUCCCGCCCGAGAUCGGCGGGCUCGAGAGCCUGAGCGGGCUGUACCUGCACUUCAACGCCCUGGGCGGGGAGAUACCCAAGGAGAUUGGGGGUCUGAGGAUGCUGACCGACUUGUACUUGGACGUCAAUGGCUUCUCUGGGGAGAUUCCUCCUGAUAUUGCCAACUUGACUAAUCUUCAAGUUUUGCAGCUGUGUUACAACCGGUUCUCCGGAAGCAUUCCUCGACAGCUAGGGUCCCUGCAGAAGCUGAGCGUCCUCGCCUUGCAAUAUAAUCUCCUCACCGGCGCGAUCCCCGCGAGCUUGGGGGACUUGGCGAGCCUAAAGAGGUUGGACCUGAGCUACAACUCUUUCUUCGGCUCAAUCCCGGCAAGAUUGGCCAAUGCUUCUAAUCUCGAAGUCCUGGACGUGCGCAACAAUACCCUAUCGGGCUUUGUCCCUACAGGCUUGAAGAGGCUCGAUGAUGGUUUCCAAUAUGAAAACAACCCUGACCUUUGUGGAGUCGGUUUCCCCAACCUGCGACCCUGUCCGACGGUUUACCUGGACCGGCCAGAGCCACUUGGACCCGAUGCUCUUUCGAAGAAGGAUAUUCCCGAGUCGGCUGAUUUGAAGUCUAGCUGCGGGAAAGCCCACUGUCCGAACAGAUUAAGUGGCCGAAAAGCCAGUGUUGUGUUAGGGGUGGUUGCUGUCAUAGCUGUUAUCGGGUUCACGGUCACUGGAUUUCUCACCUUCUCAUGGCACCAACGUAGAAAACAGAGAACUUCAAGCUCUUUAGACGUUUCGGAUAAGCCGGUCAGUACCGAUCAAGUCAUUGAGAAUUAUGCGAAGAGCGCCUCUCCUCUCAUCAGUCUCGAGUACUCGAACGGGUGGGACCCGCUGGCCAAUGGCGGGGGAGGGAGCGCCUUCUCCCAGGAGGUUUUCGAGAGCUUCAUGUUCAACUUGGAGGACGUGGAGCGCGCGACCCAGUCUUUCCUGGAGAGCAAUUUGUUGGAGAAGACCAGCUUCUCUUCUGUUCACAGGGGAAUUCUCAGGGACGGGUCAGCUGUCACGGUAAAGCGCUAUGCCAAGAUGAGCUGCAAGUCCGACGAGGCUGAAGUCCUCAAGGGCUUGAAGCUCCUAACCAAAAUAAAGCACGAAAAGCUCGUCAGGCUAAGGGGAUUUUGCUGCUCGAAAGGGCGAGGCGAGUGCUUCCUGAUCUAUGAGUUUGUGCCAAACGGGAAUUUGCUGCAGUAUCUUGACACGAAGCCUGGAAGCGGGAAGGUUCUCGAAUGGCCUACCCGAGUUGCUAUCAUAGUUGGCGUCGCUCAAGGUAUCAGCUACAUCCAUGAAGAUAAAGGAGACAAACCCAGGCUAGUCCACCAGUCAAUAUCGGCCGAGAAAGUUCUCAUCGAUCACUGGAACAACCCGCUGCUGUCGGACUCGGGUCUGCACCACCUCCUCGCAGACGAUGUAGUCUUCGCCAUGCUCAAGGCCAGCGCUGCCAUGGGCUACCUCGCUCCGGAGUACACAAGCACUGGCUACUUCACCGAGAAAAGCGACGUGUACGCCUUUGGUGUUCUGGUGCUCCAGAUCCUGUCGGGGAAGGCUGUGAUCACUCCAGCGAUCCGGCACGGAGUGGAAGCAUGUUGUUUUGAGGAAUUUGUCGAUGAGAACCUUGAAGGGAACUUCACGGAGACCGAGGCGACCCAACUCGCUUGGAUUGCUCUUCUUUGCACCCGGGACUCUCCUACCGACAGGCCAUCGAUGAGAACUGUGGUGCAGGAACUUAAUACUCUGAUUGGCAUUUCUUGACAGUUGCACUAUCACUUGUUACCGCGAUUUUCAGUCGCCGAGAGGCGAGACUAUGACAAUUCCAAUUAACUGCUGGGUUAAUCACGGAA
Syzygium oleosum is the source of this 2277-nucleotide messenger RNA. RefSeq names its product probable LRR receptor-like serine/threonine-protein kinase At4g36180. Gene Ontology annotation, molecular function: ATP binding; protein kinase activity; receptor serine/threonine kinase binding. Lineage: Eukaryota; Viridiplantae; Streptophyta; Magnoliopsida; Myrtales; Myrtaceae. Gene Ontology annotation, biological process: protein phosphorylation. The transcript has 4 exons. The record is from RefSeq and is a predicted model, not a curated record. Bases 146 to 2188 code for a protein of 680 amino acids.